AUGCAUUUCUCAGACACACAUGGUGAGUAUCUCGAAAUGUUUACCCGUCCCACAAAGAAAAUUGAUCAACUUAAAAACAAGCUUGUAGCAAAGGUUUCAAGGCGACAAGAAAGCCUGCAAAUUGAUAUCGUGUUCAAGCCAUCCAGCAUAAGGUUGUCGGCCUGCUAUGUCCACGGAAGCACCUUUCAAGACCGUACAUCUAUUCCCCCUGUAAUCCUGGCGGGAAUAUCGGGCAGGACUUUGGGAGAACCAGGUAGAGUAUUCUAG
Pochonia chlamydosporia 170 is the source of this 267-nucleotide messenger RNA. RefSeq lists its product as hypothetical. The coding region runs from base 1 to 267 and encodes 88 amino acids. NCBI's taxonomy places the organism in Eukaryota, Fungi, Ascomycota, Sordariomycetes, Hypocreales, Clavicipitaceae. The transcript has 2 exons. The record is from RefSeq and is a predicted model, not a curated record.